AUGUCUCAGUUGUCUAUUUGCAUCGCCGAAAAGCUUGCUACUUUACCAUCUACACCCUAUAAACCUUACUUGUUCAAAAUAAACGAUGCACUACGUAGAGAAAACAGUGAAGCAUACGAACCAGAAAUAGUAGCAAUUGGUCCUUAUCACCGCGGCAAAGUUAAGCUACAAAUGAUGGAAGAACACAAACUAUUGUACCUGCAAGAGUUGCUUAAACGGAGAAAUGAGUUGAAUGUGGAUAUGUAUGUCAUAGCCAUGCAAGAAUUAGAACAAAAAGCUAGAAAGUGUUACGCUGAACCCAUUAAAAUGAAUAGGGAUGAGUUUGUGGAAAUGCUGCUACUUGAUGGGACCUUUAUAAUUGAGUUAUUUCGCAAGUUCUCUUGUGAAGAACAGGAACAUAUAGAUGACCCUAUUUUUCAAGCAACUGUCAUUUGGCUGAAUAUACCNUGCCUCAUCAAUUUCCCGAAGGAUGCUGAAAAACUUCACCAUUAUGGAAUUAUUGAUAACUGGUUAGGUGAUGAUAAAGUGGUUUCUACAUUGUUUAACAAAUUGGGCAAUCAAAUCAGCAUAAAUUCUGCGACGUUUUGCUACUUGAAAGUUUUCAACAAAGUGAACAAGCACUGCGAACGUCGUCGGCAUACAUGGAUGGCCAAAGUAAAGCAUAAUUAUUUCAAUAGCCCGUGGUCUACCAUUUCAGUGGUUGGGGCUGGGAAGAGAAUAGCCCAAACAAUUAUUGGGGAUUUGCCACAAUUGAGCGAGUCACAGGUUUCUGUUAGUGGGCUUGAAUCUGAGAGAAGCAGUUCUGUCUCUAAUAGUUUGGACAAUGAGGGUGAGGAGGGAGGAGUGGUCCCUAGACUUGUCUUGGUUAUGCAAGUUAAAAGCUCAGAACUACAGCGUGCUAAUGAUGAUGAUGUUGGGGCAGUAGAGGUUAUGCAACUUAAAAGCUCGGAACUACAGGGUGCUAAUGAUGAUGAUGUUGGGGCAGUGGAGCUGCAUUUCAAUCUUCACCUCCUCACAAAAAACCUUUACAAAUCUGCUGGUGUGAGGCAAGCUUUCCAAUUGAAUCAAUUAUUUGCUUCAAAACACAAAGAAGCUGCAAAUCCGUAA
Messenger RNA from Ilex paraguariensis (yerba mate), 1107 nucleotides. Lineage: Eukaryota; Viridiplantae; Streptophyta; Magnoliopsida; Aquifoliales; Aquifoliaceae. The record is from the annotation of a GenBank genome assembly.